This is a messenger RNA of Adineta steineri, 1398 nucleotides long. Lineage: Eukaryota; Metazoa; Rotifera; Eurotatoria; Adinetida; Adinetidae. The record is from the annotation of a GenBank genome assembly.
AUGACAGAAUCACCACUUAGUAUACCAGUUUAUGAAGGUUCUAUGUUAUCACUUCGUAGUCGUAGUUCGAUUCCAUCUGUGAGUCGAUCACGACCCCUGACUGGCCUAGCCAAGAGAAAAUCUGAACCAGAACCAAAAUGGAAACACGGUGAACUUGAAUCAAAAUAUCGAUGUACAGCAUGUAAUAGUUAUUUACGAUUUCCAGUUCAAUUUGAAGAUUGUGGUCAUUAUAUAUGUUCAAGUUGUUUACCAGAUAUCAUGCGUGUUGCUCCACGCUGUCCAACGUGUCAACAACCAGUAUCGCGUGAUAAAAUUGUCAAUGAUAAAACGUUACAAAAAGAAAUUCAAAGUUUAGAUGUAUAUUGUUUUAGUAAAGAAAAAGGUUGUACUUGGGAAGGAACAUUAAAAGAUUAUACGGUUCAUACAGAAACAUGUGGAUUUGUAAUGAUUGAUUGUCCGAAUGAAUGUGGAGUAAGAUUUGAAAAACGUUUCUUAACUAAACAUCAAACAGAAGAUUGUCCAAAACGAAAAGUUGCUUGUGAAUUUUGUAAAACAAGCGUUGUAUUUGAAGAUGAAAUUCCUCAUCUUAAUAUUUGUACGGAAUUUAAAAUACCAUGUCCAAAUCAAUGUUCAGAUCAAGAAUUUUCACGUGGACAAAUACAAUCUCAUUUAGAUAAUGAAUGUCCAAAACAAGAAUUAUCCUGUCCAUUUAAUGAAUGUGGAUGUGACUAUCGUGGUCAACGAAUAGAUAUUGCUAAACAUAUGAAAGAAUCACCUGGUGUUCAUUUAAAUGUUGCUGGAAGAACAAUUACAAUACAAAAGAAAUUAUUACAAGCAUUUGAAGAACGUAUAAGUGAACAAAAGAAAUGGAUUGAAUUAUUAGCAGGAAAAGUAAAUGCUUUAGAAAAAACUUAUGGAGCUCAAUAUAUAUGGAAAAUAGAUCAUUAUCAGGAACGACUUGAAGAAGCACGUACAAAUAAAAAAACAACAUUAUUUAGUCCACCAUUUUUAACUAGUCGACAUGGUUAUCGUCUAGCACUUUCAAUUUGUUUAUGUGGUGAUGGAAGAGCCAAAGGAAAAUAUGUUUCACUGUUUAUUUGCCUUUGUCGCGGUGAUUAUGAUUCUUUAUUAAGUUGGCCAUUUUCACAUCGUGUUACAUUUACAUUAAUUGAUCAAUGUGAAGAUGUUAACAAUCGUCGUCCAAUAAUCUAUACUGUUAAACCAAAUAUAUGUAAAGAAAAUAAACCAUUUUUAGGUCGUCCUGUAACGGAUCGUAAUCCAAGUUUUGGCGCACAGAAGUUUACAGAUUUAGAUGCAAUGGCAACACUUGAAUACAUUAAAGAUGAUACAAUCUACAUUAAGGUUGACAUUGAUAAUGAAGAAAUGAUAAUUAUAUAA